Messenger RNA from Kogia breviceps (pygmy sperm whale), 987 nucleotides. The record is from RefSeq and is a predicted model, not a curated record. Lineage: Eukaryota; Metazoa; Chordata; Mammalia; Artiodactyla; Physeteridae.
GCGGCGGCUGAGGAGGAGGCGCUGAGCCUAGAAGGAAGAGGCAGCUACCGCGGUGGCGGCGGCGGCGGCUCGGGCGGCAGCGCAUAAAGGGGCCGCCGCCGGGUGAUGCGGUGACCCCUGCGGCAGGCUCAGGAGCCGAGUGGGCCACGGCCCCAAGUCCGUCCCGCCGGACCGGCGCUCCGGAACUCCCCAUCUUCUCCGUCCGACCCGCGAUCACCGAGGCGGCCUCGCUCCCCCUCGUCCCUUCCCCGUCCCUCCCCUGCCCCUGUUUCCGCCCCUGGGGCCGCCUCCACCCGCCUCCCACGAUGACUCUGAAGAGAAUCCACAAGGAAUUGAACGACCUGGCGCGGGACGCCCCAGCACAGUGUUCAGCAGGUCCCGUUGGAGAUGAUAUGUUCCAUUGGCAAGCUACAAUAAUGGGGCCAAGUGACAGUCCCUAUCAGGGUGGAGUAUUUUUCUUGACAAUUCAUUUCCCAACAGAUUACCCCUUCAAACCUCCUAAGGUUGCAUUUACAGCAAGAAUUUAUCGUACAAAUAUUAACAGUAAUGGCAGCAUUUGUCUUGAUAUUCUACGGUCACAGUGGUCUCCAGCACUAACUAUUUCAAAAGUACUUUUGUCCAUCUGUUCUCUGUUGUGUGAUCCCAAUCCAGAUGAUCCUUUAGUGCCUGAGAUUGCUCGGAUCUACAAAACAGAUAGAGAAAAGUACAACAGAAUAGCUCGGGAAUGGACUCAGAAGUAUGCGAUGUAAUUAAAGAAAUUAUUGGAUAACCUCUACAAAUAAAGAUAGAGGAACUCUGAAAGAGAAAGUCUUCUUGAUUUCCAUUUGCCUGCUUCCUAUGAGCCCACGCUUCAUCUUCCCCUGUGCACAUGUUUACCUGAUACAGCAGUGCUACGUGUUGUACAUACUUGGAACAACAAACUAGAAAUACUGUACUUCUGUACCAACAUUGCCUCCUAGCAGAGAAGUGUGUGUGUGAGACAAGCCA